CCGCCCCCGGACUACAACUCCCGGCAUCCCGCGCGCAGGAAACGCAUCACAGCAACUACGUCAUCACUCGGCGACAGAACCAUGUUACCGGCAGAGACGGACGUCGCCCGCUCUCUGGAGCUCCUGCAUAUGACCAUUUUCAGCCAGUGCUUCUCGCCGUGUGGGAAAUUCCUGGCAGUUGGGAAUAACCUGGGGCAGAUUGGCAUUUUCAGCCUGACCUCCGCCCUCAGCUCAGAGGCCAAGGAACAGAGCAAGCAGCCAGUAAUUUUACUGCGAGCACACGUGGGACCUGUUUACAGUCUGACUUCUACUGAACGUCACCUUAUCAGUGCUGGGGACAAUGACGUAAAAGGAUGGCUUUGGUGUGACCUCAAUAAGAAGGGCUGUGUAGCAUCAUGGACUAACCGCGUGCCCUCAAGGAACAGCUUGGAAACCCCUGAAAUUAACAGUGUGGUGCUGAAUCAGGAUAAUUCACUGCUGCUAGCCGGAGGAAGCUGUGAAAUCCACAAUAUGGACUUGGAGACGGGAACUUUUACUAUGACUCUAGAAGGACACAAGGACUAUAUUCACUGCCUGGCACUGCGUGACCAUCACAGAGAGUGUGUAUCUGGGAGUGAGGAUGGGUCCGUCCGUCUAUGGGACCUACGCAGCGGGACACAGACUCACAAGAUCGAGGUGUAUAAGUAUGAGGAGUGUGCGCGACCUCAGUAUGGUAAAUGGAUCAGCUGCCUGGCCACAGACUCUGACUGGAUGGUGUGUGGCGGAGGUCCUAUGCUGUCACUAUGGCAUCUUCGUUCAAUGACACCAACCACCAUCUUCCCAAUACAGGACAGUCAGCAGCAAGUACAUUUUUACCAGGAUAUGAUCCUGUGUGCAGGGCAGGCUCCAUACAUUAAUCAUUGUCAAAUUAAUGGAGAGAUCAGAGCGCAGAUACCCAGCACCCCACGCUGUGUCUACUCCCUGUGUAUCAACGAGGGAUCUCAGGAGAACAAGGUCCUUACAGCCGCCGGGAGCAGUGCCAAAAUUGACGUCUUUACCAACUUCCGAUACAGAGCCUUUUCCCUGACCUUUUAAAUCCUUUAAUGGGACGACAUUUUCUAUUCCAUACAGGCUUUUUUUUCUAUUUUUUUCUUUUAUUUUUUUU
Pelobates fuscus (common spadefoot toad) is the source of this 1144-nucleotide messenger RNA. It is a transcript of the gene THOC6, whose product is annotated as THO complex subunit 6. Gene Ontology annotation, molecular function: protein binding. The record is from RefSeq and is a predicted model, not a curated record. Bases 82 to 1074 code for a protein of 330 amino acids. Lineage: Eukaryota; Metazoa; Chordata; Amphibia; Anura; Pelobatidae. Gene Ontology annotation, biological process: mRNA export from nucleus. Gene Ontology annotation, cellular component: THO complex; transcription export complex. The transcript has 13 exons.